Molecule: messenger RNA, 473 nt
Organism: Acanthisitta chloris (rifleman)
Lineage: Eukaryota; Metazoa; Chordata; Aves; Passeriformes; Acanthisittidae
Product: aquaporin-10-like
Exons: 4
Biological process (GO): glycerol transmembrane transport; water transport
Cellular component (GO): basolateral plasma membrane; plasma membrane
Molecular function (GO): water channel activity; glycerol channel activity; urea transmembrane transporter activity
Source: RefSeq, a predicted model, not a curated record
UGCCUGGGCGAGCUUCUCACCACCUUCGUGCUCGUGCUCAUCACCCUGAGUGCUGCUGCACAGAAGACCACCAGCUCCGAAACGAAGGGGAACCUCCUCACUGCCUAUGUGGGAAGCGCCUUGGGCGUCAUGGUAGGCGUCUACAUCGCGGGAGGGAUCUCUGGGGCCCACAUGAACCCUGCCUUCACUUUCUCCAUGUGCUUGGUGGGACAGUUUCCCUGGUGGAAGUUUCCCAUCUUUGCAGUUGUGCAGACUGUGUCAUCUUUCAUCUCUGCUGGAACCACCUACAUCCUCUACUAUGAUGCCAUCCAGUACUACACCAACGGGAGCCUGGAGGUGUAUGGUCCUCGGGAGACAGCAUCUAUCUUUGCCACCUACCCAGCUGACUAUGUCUCUGUUGCCAACGGCUUCUUGGACCAGGUGGGUGGCACUGCCAGCUGCCCCAGGCCCCUCCAGUGGUGCUGGUCCCUUUG